Molecule: messenger RNA, 1388 nt
Organism: Zalophus californianus (California sea lion)
Lineage: Eukaryota; Metazoa; Chordata; Mammalia; Carnivora; Otariidae
Gene: CACNG6
Product: calcium voltage-gated channel auxiliary subunit gamma 6
Exons: 4
Coding region: 181-963 (260 amino acids)
Biological process (GO): regulation of calcium ion transmembrane transport via high voltage-gated calcium channel; calcium ion transport
Cellular component (GO): L-type voltage-gated calcium channel complex; membrane
Molecular function (GO): calcium channel regulator activity
Source: RefSeq, a predicted model, not a curated record
UCCCCCACUGGAGGUUCCAGGGAAGAUUCCCAUCUUCCUUUCUCAGAAUCCAGUGCAAACUGAGCCCCUCACCUCCUUCGGGACCCCAGGAGCUCCCCUCCCCCCGCCCACCCUCAGAAUCCCUCCCCAGCUCUGCGUCCUUUGCACCUGUUCUGAGCCCCGUCGGCUGCGGCCUCUAGGAUGAUGAUGUGGUCCAACUUUUUCAUGCAAGAGGAGGACCGGCGGCGGCGGGAGGCUGCGGGCCGGCGGCGGGCUCAGGGGCAGCACCAGCUGACGCCGGAGCUGGAGGGGAAAAUCAAGCUGGGGCUCCUGCUGAGCGCCGUGGGCUCCACGCUCGCUGUGCUGGCCGUGGGCACCGAGUUCUGGGUAGAGCUCAACACCUACAAGACCAAUGGCAGCGCUAUCUGCGAUGCUGCCCACCUGGGGCUCUGGAAGAUGUGCACCAAGCGACUGUGGCAGGCCGACGUGCCCGCGGGCAGAGACACCUGCGGCCCCGCAGAGCUGCCUGGAGAAGCAAACUGUACCUAUUUUAAAUUCUUUACCACGGGGGAGAAUGCGCGCAUCUUCCAGAGAACUACAAAGAAAGAGGUAAAUCUGGCAGCUGCAGUGAUAGCAGUGCUGGGCCUGGCAGUCAUGGCCUUGGGGUGCCUCUGUAUCAUCAUGGUGCUCAGCAAAGGUGCAGACUUCCUACUCCGAGUUGGAGCCGUCUGCUUUGGCCUCUCAGGUCUGCUGCUCCUGGUCAGCCUGGAGGUGUUCCGGUAUUCCGUGCAAGCCCUCCUGCAGAGAGUCAGCCCUGAGCCUCCCCCGGCCCCCGCCCUCACCUAUGAAUACUCCUGGUCCCUGGGCUGUGGUGUGGGGGCCAGCCUGGUUCUGCUGCUGGGGGGAGGCUGCUUUCUCCUGCUCACCCUGCCUCCCUGGCCCUGGGGCUCCCUCUGCCCCAAGCAGGGGCACAGGGCCGCCUAGAGCCACCACUGUGCCUUCUGCAAACUCCUUCUAAACCUUUCCUUUUCCCCAUUUUAUGCCCCCAAAUCUGCCCCCCCCACGCCAUCCUGGAGAAACUGUGGGGCACACAUGGUGUGCACAAACCUGCCUCAUCUUUUCCCUCUUUGAAUAUGUUCUUCUCUGUGGCUGAAUUGGGAUGCUUGGGGGUAAGAUGGGGAGAGGCUUUUUGCAAACGAGGGUCCCCAGGGAAGGCUGGGGGGGACCUGAUGGGGUAACUAGGGAGUGGGGUGGAGGGAUGAGGUCAGGCGGUCUUGGGAGCGAGUUGGACCGAUUCAUUUCCCAGAUCUGGAUGUGUUCACUUGUGGGAGUGACUUCUUCCAACUAAUUUGAACCUUGGGGAAACAGGGGAGGGGGCGGGGAAAUCUUUGGGUCUGACCUUGCUAUGG